CCAUCUACAACAUUCGGCAAGCGGCGGGAAAGUGGGAGGAGAGCUCUGGACCUCGCGGCGAAGAGCGGCGGUACUUUCGCAAGCUCAAGGCCUCCUGCUGCGACGAGGCAACCGUCCGUGAGAUGCCCGCUGCCGUCACCGCCGAGGCAUGCGCGGAGCACGACUUCCCCUUGCCCAACCGGCAGUGCUAGGGCUCUUUCUGUUGGCCCCAAUCAAGGAGGAGAGCUGUUAUGGCUGGCUGCUCAUAACACCCCAUAACACCCCAUAACACCCCAUAACACCUCCAUCACUGUUAUGGCUGUUAUGCCCACCCUACCAUAACACCUCAUAACACCUCAUAACACCUCAUACAGUAACACUCAUAACACCUCCCACUGGUUGUUAUGACAGCCAGCAUAACAACCUCAUAAGGUGUGCGGCGCCUUGGCAUAUCUCGGACUCGGCGAGGUGGAUGGGCUGGGAGCAAGGGGGCGGAAGUGAUCAGUGCGGUAGAUCGGUCAGUCGGGGCGCAAGAGGUGGCCUGUGAGCCAUCCGGCUUACAUUUACCCUGCGUUCUUGCACAAGAUACUCGUUCUGUU
Molecule: messenger RNA, 578 nt
Organism: Emiliania huxleyi CCMP1516
Lineage: Eukaryota; Haptophyta; Isochrysidales; Noelaerhabdaceae
Exons: 2
Source: RefSeq, a predicted model, not a curated record